This is a messenger RNA of Oncorhynchus gorbuscha (pink salmon), 1770 nucleotides long. RefSeq names its product stomatin-like protein 2, mitochondrial. Gene Ontology annotation, cellular component: membrane. NCBI's taxonomy places the organism in Eukaryota, Metazoa, Chordata, Actinopteri, Salmoniformes, Salmonidae. Bases 65 to 1198 code for a protein of 377 amino acids. The transcript is spliced from 10 exons. The record is from RefSeq and is a predicted model, not a curated record.
GUGUUUAACCAAUGCACCAAUUUGAUGUUGUAACUUCGUUUCCUGAAUCGGCCGAGGGUCACACAUGAACAAAUAUUCAUUCAUUUCACCUAAACCACAUAGCUACAUAUCAGCCAACAAUUACGUUAAGAAAAUGUUCCGAACAUUGUUCCGGACUGGCGGUGCCCUUUUAAUGCAUUCCCAGAGAACAGUGCCCACAGUCCCAGCAUUGUGGGUGACACAAGCCCAGCAGCGAUGGGCGUCCAGUCUGCCCAUGAACACUGUGGUUCUGUUUGUGCCACAACAAGAAUCUUGGGUUGUGGAAAGGAUGGGCCGCUUCCACCGCAUCUUAGAGCCGGGCUUGAAUUUCCUAAUACCAAUACUGGACAAAAUCCGUUAUGUGCAAAGUCUUAAAGAGAUAGUUAUUGAUGUCCCAGAGCAGUCUGCGGUCUCUUUAGAUAAUGUGACACUACAGAUAGAUGGAGUCCUCUAUCUUAGGAUAUUGGAUCCUUUUAAGGCCAGCUAUGGAGUUGAGGACCCAGAGUAUGCUGUCACCCAACUUGCCCAGACCACCAUGCGGUCAGAGCUGGGAAAACUGACCCUGGACAAAGUAUUCAGGGAAAGAGAGACCCUUAAUACCAACAUAGUCCACUCCAUCAACCAGGCGUCAGAUGAUUGGGGAAUCCGUUGCCUUCGUUAUGAAAUCAAGGAUAUACAUGUUCCACCACGUGUCAAAGAGUCCAUGCAGAUGCAGGUGGAGGCAGAGCGCAAGAAGAGAGCCACUGUGCUGGAGUCUGAAGGUCACAAGGAAGCAGCCAUCAACGUUGCUGAGGGUCGCAAGCAAGCUCAGAUCCUGGCCUCGGAAGGACAGAAAACAGAACAGAUCAACAAAGCAGCUGGUGAGGCCAAUGCUGUCUUAGCCAAAGCAGACGCCAAAGCUAAGGCUAUCCGGCUGUUGUCAGACGCUCUAGCUGAACAGAAUGGAAACGCUGCAGCUUCCCUCAGCGUGGCUGAGCAAUACGUCUCCGCUUUCUCCAACCUGGCCAAAGAGUCCAACACCAUCCUGCUGCCCUCCAACUCUGGUGACAUCAGUGGCAUGGUCACACAGGCUAUGACUAUUUAUGGCAGCCUGGCUAAGCAGAGCUCAAAAAAGUUAGAAAGUGUGUCCCCAGAGUGGGCGAUGGAGAAGAGUGAGGAGCUUGUACCACCAGCCCAGUAGUGAAGGAUGUCAAGACUACUCAAAGCAGUCACCGAACCCGAAGCAGUGACAGACAACCAUGAGGCGCCAAGGCAUUGUUGCCUGGUCAGCACCACCACUGUCUGGCCCAAAGGACACACUAUCUGUUGCAGAUUGAAGGACAUUGAAACAGGAACAGGAUAAGAACAUAAAGACUUGUUUAGAGGCCUGGAAACAUCAACCCAUUUUGGAGGAUUCAUGUCACUUACACAUUGUUUAAUUUUGAUUGAGUGUUAUUGCACACAUUACAUACAUAUGUUCCAAUUACAAAUCCACAAGCUGUCAUAUUGGUACUCUUCUCUUGCAUCAAAUACCAAAUGACUGCGAUGAUCGAAAACUAGUAACCUGAUUUAGAGCGUUCUGUUUAAGUGCUGUAUUGUUGUCUUUUAUAUUUCCAACUGUUUGUCCUUCAUAUGUUUUCAUUUCAAUAUGUCAUGAAUGUUUUCCUUCAUGUGAGAGCUUGUGACCUUACAUUAAGAGCCUCUAAGGGUCAGAGCAAGCAGAGGAGGGAAAAAGGUCAGGUAUAUGAAUAGAAGUUAGGAUGCAAUUUUUCC